Notodromas monacha is the source of this 2232-nucleotide messenger RNA. The record is from the annotation of a GenBank genome assembly. NCBI's taxonomy places the organism in Eukaryota, Metazoa, Arthropoda, Ostracoda, Podocopida, Cyprididae.
CAUGGUUUUUCCGUGUGUGCGUUGCGGUGAAAAAGCUGUUGAAAAUUUCGACUGCAAAAUUUCGACUUCGAAAGUCGUCAUAGUUAUUAUUUCCCCGCUGACGUCGGAAGUGGGAACGCAUGUCUUUGAAUUAUUGUCCUGGUUCCUGAUUUCGCGAAGGAAGAACCCCGAGUCAUUCCUUGUCAGACAAGAAUGGGAAUAAUGCUUUUUGCAGAAGACGGUUUGGUGAGAAAAGUGAGAAAUGGAGCCGUUCUCGUCGGAACUCUUGCCCCUGGUUGUAGCUGGGUUUAUAAUCGCGCUAUUGCUGGCUCUGGCCUCGGGAGCCAAUGAUAUUGCCAAUUCUUUUGGCACGAGUGUGGGUUCGGGAGCUUUGACCUUGAACAAAGCUUUUAUCCUGGCUACUAUUUUUGAGCUGGCUGGGGUUAGUCUCGUUGGUUACAAGGUCUCGGAUACAAUGAGGAAAGGAAUCAUUGAUGUCAACAUGUAUAACAACACAGAAAAGGAACUCAUGUACGGCAGUUUGGCCGCUUUGGCUGCUUCUUGGAUUUUGUCACCAUUGUUGUCUGGGGCUGUUUCGGCAUUCGUCUACGCCCUGAUUUAUUUUGCCAUUUUGCGAAGGAAACAUUCCCUGAAGGCAGUGUUGUUAUUGGACCGGGUUCCUUGGUGGGGAUCCCUGCUGGCUGCUGUGAUCAUUGGAGCUAUUGUUGCUGCUAUUGUUCGGCUAUUCGUCGUGCCGAAACUGAGAAAAAAGACAGACCAUUCAGGCUCUUUCUCUAGAAAAAUCUGCGAGUUGAUAAGCAAACAAAAGGCUUUGUGUGAGAAUUCCCCGUCGCCCGAAAAGGAUAUUGCGCCAGUGGUGCGGUUUUCUGGUGACAGCGGAGUGACAUCAAUCUCGGACAAACAUCUCGUCAAUGGCACCAACGCCACUCAUAAUAAUCACCAUGAUCAUCAUCAGCAUCAUCUGAGUCAUCCACUGUCGGAUCAAAAUCACUCAGACCCGAAAGAGACGGAAUCGAAGAGCCCCAUGAGUUCUCAAAACGGUUGCAAAUGCAACGAGUCGGUUUGCAGUGGGUCAACGACGAAUGACACAACUCAACUGAAUAAAUCUAGCGUUGCUUGUGGAUGCGUGGUCAUUGAUUGCGCUGGAGUACCUUCAGAUCCUGGAAAUUCGACAUCAACUGAAGUUCACGCCCCGCGACAAUCUCGGCCGUCGUUGGGACUUCAGUUGAGUGAAGAAGAUUCGAAUCCAGCAGACCCGAUUUUCUCGUUCCUGCAAAUUCUCACGGCUUGCUUCGGGUCUUUCGCACACGGCGGAAACGACGUGAGCAACACAAUAGGGCCUUUAGUGGCGUUGUGGCUGAUUUACACUGAGGGAAACGUGGCGCAGAAGGCGGAAACGCCAGUGUACAUCCUACUCUAUGGUGGGGUCGGAAUGGUGAUCGGGUUGUGGAUCUGGGGUCGAAGGUUGAGUGAAGAAGAUUCGAAUCCAGCAGACCCGAUUUUCUCGUUCCUGCAAAUUCUCACGGCUUGCUUCGGGUCUUUCGCACACGGCGGAAACGACGUGAGCAACACAAUAGGGCCUCUAGUGGCGUUGUGGCUGAUUUACACUGAGGGAAACGUGGCGCAGAAGGCGGAAACGCCAGUGUACAUCCUACUCUAUGGUGGGGUCGGAAUGGUGAUCGGGUUGUGGAUCUGGGGUCGAAGGGUCAUUGAAACCAUUGGCACUGACCUGACUCAUAUUACUCCCCACAGUGGGUUCACGAUUGAAAUCGGGUCUGCAAUGACGGUGCUUUUGGCUUCCAAGAUCGGGCUUCCCAUCAGCACAACUCAUUGCAAAGUUGGCUCGGUCGUCAUCGUCGGCUCCAUCGUUCACAAAUUCCAGCAAGGCGUCCAAUGGUCAAUAUUCAGGAAUAUUUUGUUAGCGUGGAUAGUAACUGUGCCUGUUGCUGGAGGAAUCAGCUCUCUGCUCAUGUGGCUGUUCCUUUCAUUCGGACUCUGAUGAAAGCAGCUCCGAAAUAUACAAUUUUUUGUUUUCCUUCGCGAAGGAAGCUGGAAGAAUUAGAAAGAGGGAAAAAAUACGAAGCUUUCGUUACGCGAAAAAGAUUUUGUCAAAAAAGGAAUGUUUGUUUUCCUGGUCGCUAUUCGAGAGAUUCUUUUCGGGAUGCGAAAAAAAAGAUUAGCGGGCCUCUUCACACUUCUGACGCCACAAAAAAAAAAUCAAUGGAAAGCUCU